Messenger RNA from Punctularia strigosozonata HHB-11173 SS5, 1965 nucleotides. RefSeq names its product actinin-like protein. The record is from RefSeq and is a predicted model, not a curated record. Gene Ontology annotation, biological process: actin cytoskeleton organization; actin filament bundle assembly. NCBI's taxonomy places the organism in Eukaryota, Fungi, Basidiomycota, Agaricomycetes, Corticiales, Punctulariaceae. Bases 89 to 1954 code for a protein of 621 amino acids. The transcript is spliced from 18 exons. Gene Ontology annotation, cellular component: cell projection; actin filament bundle; cortical actin cytoskeleton. Gene Ontology annotation, molecular function: actin lateral binding; calcium ion binding.
CCGAAGCCGGGCCACACGAUCCAGUAUCUUCCAGCGCAACCCACUCAAGCACGACGCGCACCACAGCUGUAGUAACCACGUCUUGUCGAUGGACCUUGCAUCUCACCAAAGAGGCGUCCAGGAGCGCACGUUUUGCAACUGGUUGAACAGUCGGCUUGAGUCUCAUGGCUACCCUCCAAUGAGCUCGCUCGCUACGGAUCUUUCGGACGGAGUGCGCCUGAUUCAGCUUGUCGAGAUCAUGGGGGAUGCUUCGCUCGGGAGAUACAACAAGGCCCCCAGGAUGCGCGUGCAGAAGGCAGAGAACGUGAACAAGGCCUUGGAAUUCAUCAACUCCCGAGGCGUAAAACUCACAAACAUUGGUCCCGAGGACAUCAUCGACGGAAAUCUGAAGCUAAUUCUUGGGAUGAUCUGGACUCUAAUCUUACGAUUCAGCAUAGCGGAUAUCAGCGAAGAGGGCCUUUCAGCAAAAGAGGGGCUUCUUCUAUGGUGUCAGCGCAAGACCGAACCAUACGUGGAGGUCAAUGUGCAAGAUUUCUCUUCUAGCUGGUCUGAUGGCCUCGCCUUCUGCGCCUUGAUACACGCCCACCGCCCCGACUUACUCGAUUACAACAAGCUAAACAAGUCGGACCGCCAUGGAAACACCAGACUUGCGUUUCAAAUAGCUGCAGAGGAGCUUGGCAUUCCAAGGCUUUUGGAAGUUGAGGAUGUCUGCGAUGUUCCUCGUCCAGAUGAGCGCAGCAUCAUGACGUAUGUAGCAAGCUAUUUCCACAGAUUUUCUUCGAUGGAUCAAGCCGAGACUGUCUCCCGUCGCGUUGAAAAAUUCGCCGAGUUGAUGCAAUCAAUAUGGGUCAGCAGGAACGAUUAUGAACGUCGCGCACGUUCCCUUUUGUCCGCGUUAUCCCAAGUUCAAGACGAAUGGGCCGCGGUUAUCUUCACUGGCAGCUAUGCUGAUGCUAAGGACCACUCAGCGAGCUUUGCCGCGUACAAGCAGACGACAAAACGACAGUGGGUUACCGAGAAACAGGAUAUCACGACGUUGCUUGGCAAUGUGCAAACUAAGCUUCGAACUUACGGGCUGAAGGACUAUGUACCACCGAAGGGUUUGGCUUUAACGGACCUCGACCGCGCGUGGGAGGCGCUCUUGUCAUCGGAAGCGAAGAGAUCGCGGGCAAUCAAUGCACAAAUACGAGAGAUCAAGGAGUCGCUGCGGAAGAAGUUUGCAUCCCUCGCAAACGAUUUCGCACAGCAGCUGCAUGGGAUCUCGUCCGAACUCGGCGCCAUUGGUGGUCCACCAGAGGAACAACAAGAACAAGUUGAACGACUUCUAACCCGAUUACCCGGGGCCAGCGAAGCGCUUCAUCUGGUCGCGUUGGCAGAUGCGGAAUGUACUGCCGCCAAUGUGGAAGAGAACGACCACACAGUUUUCAGUUACCAGGAUCUUGAAUUUGAACUCGAACUGGUCGAGCAGAGUAUCACCAAACGGCUUGCCUUCCUCACGAACCAGAUCAUCGCCCGGAAUGCUACCAGCUUAACACCAGAACAAUUAGAGCAGUUUGAGAGCACGUUCCGGUACUUCGACCACGAUAGCACGAACACGUUGAAUGAGUCGGAGAUGGCGGCGGCACUGGCAAGUUUAGGUAUCGUGUACUCGGAUGAAGACCUGUACUCGAUUUACGACGAGCUCACACGGGAAUAUGGUGCUGUUACGUUCGAGGCGUUCAUCAACUUCUUGGUCGACAUACUUGAAGAUCAAACCACUGCAGAACAGUUACAGGAAGCAUUCCGCGGCAUUGCCUCCGACAAGCCCUUCGUCACCGAGUUGGACCUCAGAGUCGCGAAACUGCCGCCUAGUGCCAUUGAGUAUUUGACCAAGGCCAUGCCUUCUCAAUCAAACGAAGUGGGAGAACCUGAAUUCGAUUACGAGGGGUGGUUACGAGAAGUUUUUGAUCGGUGAUUACGCUCAAA